AUGGCAGACUGGGAUGAGGUCCUGGGAGAGGAGCUGCAGGCUUCGCGUAGGCUAGAUGAAGACAUCGCAGCAUGUGAUGCGCAGAGAACGCCUAGCACAUGUGGGUGUGAUGUAGAGAGCGGUCAAGCCUUUGCUCUCCCGAACAAGCCGGCAAUUUGGUCGGCGGUCUUGCUGAAGGCUGCAGGUACGCAUCUGGGAUACGAGGAAGCUGGUGUGUCAACCAGCCAAAGUCCAAGGCUGCAGGUCUUGUCAGGAUGCACUGGCUGCAGCGCCGAGUCUUUCGUGCUGAAGGCGGGCCAUGGGUCUUCCAACGUGGGCCUCCGUAUCGACUUUGACAUCCUGUCUGCGUCCGAGAGCAAUCCUGAGUGCCAGAAGUUCAUUAUUGCCAACCAUUCCGAGCACUUUAAGCAUCUGCGUGAAACAGUGGAGAAGCAAUUGCAGCCCGCCGGGCCAUGUGUGAUUUGUGCCAAGACUGGGAAAGCGUGUGAGGACUUCAAUGGUCAGGUUCGGCGUCAGGCAGAUGUCAUGGUGACGGGGUCGCCGUGCGAUCCUUUUUCAGUGCAAAGAUCCAAGCGGUUCCAGUGCGGUGCAGUCAAAGAUCAUGUUGCCUACCGUGUAACGAUGUCUUCGGUGAUUAACAUGUACGUCAAGCAUGAACCCCACGUCGGGGUUCUUGAACAAGUACUUGGAUUCACAUAUCCUCUGGGCACUACAACUGAUGAGACGCCGUACCAGAGGCCGGGGCCAGCCAGGGUUUUGCUUGUGUGA
This is a messenger RNA of Symbiodinium pilosum, 768 nucleotides long. NCBI's taxonomy places the organism in Eukaryota, Dinophyceae, Suessiales, Symbiodiniaceae. The record is from the annotation of a GenBank genome assembly.